Molecule: messenger RNA, 613 nt
Organism: Elgaria multicarinata webbii
Lineage: Eukaryota; Metazoa; Chordata; Lepidosauria; Squamata; Anguidae
Product: protein PET117 homolog, mitochondrial-like
Exons: 1
Coding region: 26-268 (80 amino acids)
Biological process (GO): mitochondrial respiratory chain complex IV assembly
Cellular component (GO): mitochondrion
Source: RefSeq, a predicted model, not a curated record
GGCUGUGUUGCUGUCCUAUCGUGUCAUGUCGACGACCUCCAAGGUGGUGCUAGGAGUCUCCAUCCUGAUCUCGGGUGGAAUUGUCAUUGGUGUCCACAUUCAGCAGAAGCAUCUGAGAGAGAGGCUACAUGAAGGAGUGGUCAGAGACUUUGAGAGACAGAAUUGUAAACAAGAAAAUCUUCGUCUUUUGGAGCAACAGACUGCCUUGACCAAACAACCUGAAAUGGAAAGAAGCAAAAUGCUAAUGACAAGAGAAUCCCAACAGUGAAGAAGAAGAAUUCGCAUCUUCAUUUUCACUUCAAUAAUUUGAUUGGUUUCAUAUUUAUUGAGACAGCCUUUAUAUUGCAUGUGCUUUAAAUGUUGGAAGAGACAGCUUCUUACAUAGUAAAAGUAACUCUGAUCAAGACACAAUCGAUAAUGUGUACAUGAGUGAGAUGAUGAACAGACAUGAUGAUGAAGCUACAAGGACAUCCCCUUCAGAAGGGCUGGAAGAAGUGGAAGUGGAAGGAGAGACACUUCUCAUAGUAGAAUCUGAAGAUCAGGCAUCAGUAGAUUUGAGUCAUGAUCAAAGUGGGGACUCUGAAUAGUGAUGAAGGAGACCCAUUGUGGACAG